AUGCUCGAGAAAGACACCAACGAAAAACCCUCCCUCUGGAUGUGCUACGGUGGCGGCGGAGGUCUAGGUGGAUACGGUGGUUACGACAACUACGUUCGACGAGUACGCUUCUUCGACUUCGACAUGGGCCCUGGUCGUGUAAAGACCUACAAACGUCUUGAAUGGGGUCAAACCGAAGAUAAGAUCGAUGAUAUGAUGAUUGUCGAUGGCGGUGCCGUCAAAGAUUCCAGCGAAGCAUAUUAG
This is a messenger RNA of Penicillium argentinense, 243 nucleotides long. RefSeq lists its product as uncharacterized. The record is from RefSeq and is a predicted model, not a curated record. Gene Ontology annotation, cellular component: cytoplasm. Gene Ontology annotation, molecular function: phosphoprotein phosphatase activity. The coding region runs from base 1 to 243 and encodes 80 amino acids. The transcript has a single exon. Lineage: Eukaryota; Fungi; Ascomycota; Eurotiomycetes; Eurotiales; Aspergillaceae.